AUGGACCCGGAGACAAGCCCACAAGGCCCGAGCACCGGCGGCAGCAGCGGGCCCGGAAACGGGAGUACCACCGCCGCCGCGGCCGCGAAGCGCUCUCGCGUGCUCCUCUCCUGCGGUCCCUGCCGCGCCUCCAAGCUGAAGUGCGACCGCUCCGAGCCCUGCGGCCAGUGCCUCAAGAAGUCCCGCCCCGAGGGCUGCGUCUACGCCCCAAAGCCCGAGAAGCAGAAGCCGACCAAGGGCAUGGCGGCGCGGCUGAAGCGGCUGGAGGGCAUGGUCCGGACCAUGAUGGACGAUGGCGGUUCUCUCCCGUCAGCUGCUCCGGCGCCAGUGCCGAAGGACGAAAAUGUCGCGCAGCCUGGCGGCCAGAUCGUGCAGGGGGAGAGGGGGACGACGUAUGUUGGGGCCACGCAUUUCAUGGCGAUUCUUGAGGAUAUCGAGGAUAUGAAGAGUUACUUCGAGGAGCCGGAGAUUGACGAGGACUGGGGGAAUGAUAGCCCCGAGCAACCUGACGAACUUGAGUCGCCUGAUGUCCUCCUGUACUCGAAGAAUAUGCCCCGCAAUCGCGAAGAGUUGAUGAGACUCGUCCCAGAGAAGAAAGUCGUCGAUCGUCUCGUCAUGAGAUACUUCUCAUCCAACAGCCCCUCACAACAUAUCGUCCACAGACCAACCUUUGUAAAGCAAUACGCCGAGUUCUGGAAGAGCCCCUCAGACGUCUCCAUCCACUGGCUCGCCCUGCUCUUCAUGAUCAUGUCCCUGGGCGUCUUCUACUCGACCUUCCUCGCCCCGCACGAGCUCACCGGCGACUCCCCGCUGCCGCCCAUGGACCGCUUCAAGACCUUCCGCGCCGCCGCCGCCUGGUGCCUCGUCUCGGGCAAGUACACCCAGCCCUCCAUCGCCACCAUCCCGCCCUUCAUCCUCUACGUCGAGGCCGAGUUCAUCAUCUCCCGCGCCGCCCAGAUGAACUGCUACGUCCUCUCCUCCGUCUGCUUCCGCCUCCUCCUCAAGAUGGGCCUCCACCGCGAGCCCUCCAAGCUCGCCAACGUCUCCGCCUUUGACGGCGAGAUGCGCCGCCGCAUGUGGAACAUGGCCGUCCAGCUCGACCUCCUCGUCUCCUUCCACAUGGGCCUCCCCAGCAUGCUCAACGGCAUCGACUGCGACGUCGAGCUGCCCCGCAACCUCGUCGACGAGGACUUCUCCCCCGACACCCCCGAGCUGCCCCCCGCGCGGCCCAUGACCGACUACACCGAGAUGACGUACCCCAUCAUCAAGUCCGGGCUGAUGAGGGUCUUCGGCCAGGUCGCGCGGCAGGCGCACCUGCUGACGCCGCCGCCGUACGCCGAGGUGAUGCGCCUCGACGCGCUGCUGCACGAGGCCUGGGCCCGGAUCCCGCCGUUCAUGAUGGUGAAGCCGCUCGAGCAGUGCGUGACGACGCCGCCGAUGCAGGUGAUCCAGCGGUUCGGGCUGGCGUCGCUGUACAACAAGGCGCGGUGCGUGCUGCACCGGCGGUUCCUGCUGGAGCCCGCGGCGAGGACGGAGCACGACUACUCGCGGCGGCAGUGCGUCGAGGGCGCCAUGAUCCAGCUCGAGUUCCAGAACACCAUCUGGCACGCGUGCCAGCCGGGCAACAUGCUCUCGCAGAACGGGUGGUUCGUCUCGUCGCUCGCGGUCCACGACUUUCUGCUGGCGGCGAUCAUCAUCUACCUGUCCGUUGGCAACGACGAGUUCUGGGACGGCGCCCACGAGCAUGAAUGGAUGGACAAGAUGGACCCGCGGCCGACGAGGGAGCACUUGCUCCAAAUGCUGCAGCGGUCGUACGGCGUCUGGGUCAGCAUCGCCCGGGAGGUGCCCGAGAUCAAGAAGACGGCGGAGAUACUGGAGACGAUGCUGAACAAGCUCGGAUCGCCGCCCAACUCGCCGCCAAAGGAUGACGGGGUGCCGGCGCCGGCUUCGGUGCGGCGCGGUGAGGGGGCAUCAGAGACAAUGUCGAGCCACGACACGCAGCUUCUCACAAAUCUUUCCAUUAACGGCAAGAUAGUCCCCAACGGUCUGGUGUGCGACGGCAUCGCUGACAGCAUCACAGAUACGACGUCAUUCCCCUCGAACGUCACGAACCAGUUAGCGAACCACUUCCAGCCUCUGGACCUUGUCGGCCCGAACUUGGGAUCGAGCGACAACGGGCUCGACCGUGGGUGGAUCGAGGUCAGCAACGAAAUGGACUGGCGCUACUUUGAUAACAUCAUGGGACAAACCAACAACGACCCCAUUGGCGACUUCGAGGCCGUUCAGCCGGCGUGGUUUGACCGCGGACCGAUGCCGAACGACUUCGACUUCUCGGCACCCGGGACAUGGGAGCCGAACCUGGGACAACAAGGUUGA
This is a messenger RNA of Colletotrichum karsti, 2376 nucleotides long. RefSeq lists its product as uncharacterized. The transcript is spliced from 5 exons. The record is from RefSeq and is a predicted model, not a curated record. The coding region runs from base 1 to 2376 and encodes 791 amino acids. Gene Ontology annotation, molecular function: zinc ion binding; DNA-binding transcription factor activity, RNA polymerase II-specific; DNA binding. Gene Ontology annotation, biological process: DNA-templated transcription; regulation of DNA-templated transcription. Gene Ontology annotation, cellular component: nucleus. NCBI's taxonomy places the organism in Eukaryota, Fungi, Ascomycota, Sordariomycetes, Glomerellales, Glomerellaceae.